AUACUUUUGUACAUAAAGAAGCCAAUUAUAUAACUUGUAUAAACAUAAUCAUGCCAGGAUUUAGAGGUAUCAGAAUGGUCUCUUUUGAUAAGGACCAGCAAAAAGUAGUUGUACGUUCACCACAAGCAGUAGAAGCAACAGCAUGUGUAGUGUGGCCAGAACCAGCCAUAUCAAUUCUAGUAGACAUCAUGGCCAUUUUCUAUAGACACAUAACAAAUGAGCCAAAUCAAAGAGAGGAAUAUUAUCAAAAGGCGUUUGCCGCAUUGGCUUUUCAUUUGAUGCAACUUGAAAAAGAAAAAGUGAUACCACCAGACUUUUUAGGAAAUAUGACAAAAGAAAAGAUGCAGAUGAAAUGGCAAGAAAUAGAGCAUAAAUACAGUAAUAUAGCAUCAUCAUUAACACCUGGUGGUCCCACAGGUCAACAGAUUUGGCCUUAUUUUGACAAAGUAACAUUUAUUUUUCAAACCAGUCGUAUCGUUCCGCCAGAGACUACUCGACACUCUGUGUCGGAGGGAGCCCUGGAAGAACCCAACACAACAAAUCCUCCAAACUCUGUUACAGACCAUAUUCCCCCAACCAGCAUUUCCAUGCCAUCUAGCCCUGCUCCUGUAACAGCUUGUUCUCCCGAGAAUGGCACAGUAUCGCGCUCUACGGCCACGUCAGAAACAGAUCAGGCGCAGUUUAACCCCCAUCAGGAAUCACCAAAAGAACUAUCUGAACAAGAAUUUCGGAAAGAGAUGCUUUGUCUGAUGCGCAGGCGCGUAGAAUUAUUAGAAGAGCAAAAGGCAAGAGAAGAUAAAAAACACGAAGAACGAAGAGAGAUGAUGGAUCGCCUUGUAAACAUCUUGGAAAAACUGGCUGACAAACUGUAGAAAGAACAUUGCAAUUUAUUCUUUUAAAGCAUUGCAGUAAAGUAGUCACCGCCCUCCCUUUCUGUCUGCUCUAUCUGCAAUGGACUCUUAAUUUUUAAAGUCACUCCUCUUGCUGUCAUUAUUUGAAUUUCAGCAUGCAGACAGGGGACGACUGAUGUGUAGUUGUAAUAUAUAGAAGCACAUAAGUUUUAUUUUAUGCUUAGGCUUAAUAAUAUACGC
Molecule: messenger RNA, 1091 nt
Organism: Rhizopus microsporus ATCC 52813
Lineage: Eukaryota; Fungi; Mucoromycota; Mucoromycetes; Mucorales; Rhizopodaceae
Exons: 1
Coding region: 51-872 (273 amino acids)
Source: RefSeq, a predicted model, not a curated record